Messenger RNA from Polyodon spathula (Mississippi paddlefish), 1924 nucleotides. It is a transcript of the gene mettl25b, whose product is annotated as methyltransferase like 25B. Lineage: Eukaryota; Metazoa; Chordata; Actinopteri; Acipenseriformes; Polyodontidae. The record is from RefSeq and is a predicted model, not a curated record. Bases 90 to 1730 code for a protein of 546 amino acids. The transcript has 10 exons.
AAAAAAAGCGAUUUUAUUUAUUUAUUUAUUUAUUUCCAGUUUAAUUUGUUUUUCACGAUUUGAUAUUAAACCGUGGCAGUGUCAGUCACAUGGCUAAUCCAGGCAUAGUGUUGGGGUCUCUGCGUCUCUCUGUGGAGCAACAGAAGCAGCUGGCUGCCAAGCUCUGCUGCUUCCUCUCUCUCUACAAACCCAUCAUUGACUCCCAUAUUAUAGAGUUUUUUAGUGACAGCUUGUGGGAGACGCUACCCCCUGGCUGGCAGGAGGCUCUGUGCGAACUCUCUGGCCCGCAGCUGGCAGACCUGCUUCUAGACAGCGCCCCCGGAGGUGGGAGAAGCUACCCGUCUGUGUGGCCUCUCUCCCUCUUGUCUUUCAAAGCGAGCGCGCGCGCCCUGGCCUUUCCCAGAACGCCCCGCGGCCGGGCGGCCCAGGAAAUGGGAAGUGGGGAGCAGGCGGAGUUCUGGGAGAACAGCCGGCGGAGUUCCGCGCUGAAACACGCCUUCCGGAAACACGUCAAGCCCAAAAAACAGCACGAGGUUCGCCAGCUGGGGGCACUGGUGAAGAGAAUGUGUGACCUCACCAGCUGUCGGAAUGUCGUGGAUGUUGGAUCAGGGCAGGGUCACCUGACUCGCUUCCUCUCGUUGGGUCUCGGGCUGUCCGUCACCGGGGUGGAGGCUAACCCCGCUCUCGUUUCCAUGGCUGCCAAGUUCGACAGGGAGCUGCGGAGUGUUGAUCUGAAGGAGAGGGCGAGGGCAGCAGCCAAGGUGGGUGUGGCCCCAGACGGGCCCUGUGACCCCCUCCCCAGGCAUGUGGCGGGCUGGGUCAACCCCAGGGCAUCCUGGGAGGAGUUUGUGACUCUACUGCAGCAGCCAAUGGGAAUCUCCGAUAGCCGGGACGGCAGACCGGAGUCUCGGGGAACCAAGAGCCAGGAAGGUUUCGUCCUAACCGGGCUCCAUGCUUGCGGAGACCUGAGUGCCACUCUCCUGCGUCACUUUGCCCACUGCCCGCAGGCCGUGGGCAUCACAUCGGUGGCUUGCUGUUACAUGAACCUCACCACCCUGUCGAGCCCUGCCCCUCCUGCCCUCCAGGCUCCUCCUACUCCCCGCCCAGGGGGACGAGCCUGCACGGAAGGGGAGGGGCCGGUCCUCGGUUAUCCGAUGAGCUCGUGGGUCCUGGGCCUGCCCGGUCACGAGCUGUCCGGUAAGGCGAGGGAGGCUGCGUGUCACGCCCUGGAGGGUUAUGCAGAGAGGCUGCGGGGACAGAGUGGGGCGCUGCGGUCUCAUUGCUACAGGGCUGCGCUGGAGACGCUAGUCAGGAGGGCUCAGCCCAGCCUGAAGAGAGCAGGCAUCCAGACCGUGAAGAAGUGUCACCAGCUCCCAUUCGCAGAGUAUGCUCGGAUGGGGCUGCAGUGUCUGGGGCUCCCUACAGACUGGCCCCUGGACUGGGACCCAGUACUGGAGGGUCUGCUGGCUCAGCAGGGGAGGGUGGUGGCUUACUUCUGCCUGGUCCUCCUGCUGGCCCCAGCUGUGGAGAGCUUGGUGCUCCUGGACAGAAUGCUGUACCUGAGUCAGGAAGGAUUGGAUUGUGAGCUGGUCCCGCUCUUCUCUCCCUCCCUCUCUCCCCGGAAUCUGGUCCUGGUUGCAGUGAAAACGCAGCAGGAGAGCGAUGUGAGCCGGACAGCACCGGGCAGAACCAGCUCAUCCCCAGGACCCGGUUCUGCCUCAUCCCGGUGAAUCAGGGAACCCGGCUGUGCAAGAUCGAAGCGGGGGGUGUCGACCGGCACCCCUCCGAAUUGAAAGCUCUCAAUUCCAACCCUUUUUGGAACUGAAGUUGCAUGCAAACUGCAUGCAAACACCUCUGGGUGUGAGGAUUUCAAUCUCCGCUCAGUAAUCAGGGAGACAGAAACACAGUCGUGUGUGAAAAUGUC